Messenger RNA from Patiria miniata (bat star), 1893 nucleotides. RefSeq names its product monocarboxylate transporter 5-like. Lineage: Eukaryota; Metazoa; Echinodermata; Asteroidea; Valvatida; Asterinidae. Bases 1 to 1380 code for a protein of 459 amino acids. Gene Ontology annotation, biological process: transmembrane transport. The transcript is spliced from 4 exons. The record is from RefSeq and is a predicted model, not a curated record. Gene Ontology annotation, molecular function: monocarboxylic acid transmembrane transporter activity.
AUGGCAUCGACUGGAGUUAAGCCCACGUAUUACGACCACGACAAGUGGGGGUGGGUUAUGGUCGCUGCGGUGUUUGUCAACUGUUUUGUCAUCGUCGGUCAAAUCAAAUCGUUUGGUGUCCUGCUCAUUCCGAUGGCAAACGACUUGGACAGUGACCUGUGGCUUGUCGGCUGGAUUGCUGGCCUGCAUGUAAUGGCGCAAAACAGUAUCGCACCGCUUGCAGGCGCCCUCUCUCGUUUGUUUGGCAGUCGUCCAAUGAUGGUCAUAGGUGGACUUUCCUAUACUUUGGGUCUGAUAUUAUCAUCGAUGUCACCCUCGAUUCCCUUCUUGUCAAUUUUCAUUAUUGGACUAUCAGGUAUUGGGUCAGCGUUCAAUUUCUUCAUCGGCUCUGCUGUAAUGGCCUCGUACUUCAAGGAGAAAUAUCCCUUAGCUAUUGGAAUAGCAACGAUGGGUUUUCCUUUGGGAAUGAUGAUUUACGGGCCUGUUACACAAGUACUUCUGGACACCUAUGGCUGGAGAGGAACCAUGCUGUUACUGGGAGGUGUCUCGUUUCAUCUGGUGCCGUGUGCUAUGUUAGCGCGACGGGACCCAUCUUUCUCGUCACCAGAUAGUCAGCAGUACCAAGAGGUUUCGGUAAGCGACGAGGAAGACGCCGAUGCAAUGGAAGAACAGACAGUUUGCAGUGAUGGCAAACCUACGACCCCCAAAGGCAGAAGCCGCUCAAAUUUAGAUCUUCGUAAAAGUAGGCUUCGGGAGUGUUGCCAGCGUAUUACUGAUGCAUUGGAUUUGGCAUUGCUAAAAGAUAGAAGAUUUGUCUUGUUGGUUUUUGCAAGAUUAACUGGUGCUCUUGCCUACAGCCCAUUGGUGGUGUAUGUCGUAACGCACGGGCAGUUUCAGGGUCUGACUUUAAUCCAGGCGUCGUUUCUUCCCACUGCCUUCGGGUUUGGCAACGUCAUCGGCAAGUUGGUAGCGCCCAUCUUGCAGCAGGUCGGCGUAAAGCCAUCCAUGACAUUCUGGGCGUGUUUCGGGGCAAGCGUCGUGUGCGCAUCGUUCCUCCUAGACGCCUUCAUCAGACCGUUCAUAGGACAAUUGACUUUGGCGGGACUUAUAGGCGUUGGUUACGCCACGAUGUUCCAAGCUAAUGAUGUCAUGCUGCGGUUUCUCUCGACCGACGACCGGUUAGUGAGUAUGCUGUGCUGGCAAGGAUUUUUCAUCGGCUUAACGGCAGCACUUGGUGGAUUAGUGGCAGGUUGGAUUUAUGAGUGGACGGGGAGUUUCAGCAUUUCCUUUUGCUUGUUCGGUGGAGUGACCUUGUUGUCGAUUCCCUUGUUCAUCGCGGAAGCUGUGUACGCUAAAAGGAGGGCGCCCUUACAAGGCUGACCGUACCAACCUCAAUCCCAGGAUCUACUUUCAACCUCAAAAAAGUAGCAGCCCCUGGCAGGGAAACUUGCGUGUGAUCUGAAUCAAUCCCGCAAUAGCAAGAAGUGAAUUCAUGUCGUGUAGGCCUACUUGGUGUUUUUCGUUCCGACAUGUAAAAACAUGUCUUUAAGAUUUUAGAAAGAUGGGUGUACUCAGCAGUUUAUACUUUAACCUUGUUUAAAACAAUCUGAAUACUACGUGCCAGUCAGGAUUGAGACCCUUGCACUCAACUGAAAGCACCCUACAUGAUUUAACAACAAGUGUUUCCAGGCUGUGGAGCAUAGAAAGUUACAGGCAGUGUGUUUACAUAUCUCAGUAAAUCAUUUUGUUGAUCAUGUUAUCCUUCUGGAUAAAUUUAAAAGGCUUAGGGAGCCUAAUAUGUCAACUUCCUUAAUCAAUUGGUUUAUUUGGUGAGGAAAAUAUCUGUCCUGAUUGAUUUUUUUCGCCUGUGCGGCCCACCUGAGCUACGUGUUG